AGUUUUUGCACUAUUUGCAGCGUCGUGACGCGACAGGAAAGGCAUCGGUCGCGAAAUUAUGCGCAACUUGUGGCACGGUCUUCGAGCACACAGGAGCGAAGCUUCGCUAUCGAGGCAGAGACUCAGGCUUUCGAGAGCCAAAGACAGGACGCGAGGUAUCAACGUCUGCGGACCUGUCGUGUCAAGAUUCACCCAUCUACACAACACACAGUAGUAGCGAAAUGCAUCAUAAUUUUGAGUUUAUCAUCUCUCUUGUUCUUCCUCUGUUGCAGUAAUUGUCACGACAAAUAUGAAAUAUCCCUUUUUGAAUACAGGCUCCCGUUCCGCCGCAGAUUUGCAUGUCAGGAGUCGGCCCUAAAGGUCCAUCGAUAUUGGCGGCAGGUCGAAAGUUGUUGGUGCAACGCCUUCUUAUCAACUUUUCCGUAGGGUUCUGGACAUUCCUGCACGAAAAAUGGAUCGAACGCGCAGACUGGCUGAAGUCAAAACAAGUGACGGAAGCUAGGAAAAAACGUCACCUCACACGCAACGGAUUUGUUUUUUACGAAUACAGCCCGUAUGAAGAGCACCUCGGCUAUGCCCUUCCGCCUCUGCCGAUAGACGCCAGCCGCAUCACUGCCGACCACUUUUUCCGUUCUGGGUGGGACCGGCCUUCCUACUACUCACCAGCAGGAGAGAAGUUGUGGGGUCCUUCUCCCGUCGCGAUGAUGAGCGAAGUGCGCUAUGGGGCGGGCAAUGGACUGCGUGAAAUAGCGGAAGAAGGACGCCAUGGCAACACGCGUUGCAGUAGAAGAGGGCAACCGUCGGAUAUCGCGUGUUCAUCUCAAGAUUCUAGAAGGGUCCGUGCUGCGGGAGACCUGAAAGCAGGGGCAAUAAGAUCCACCGCAGAGCAGGUUUGUGGCACGACAAGAGGCAAACGCGGAGGACGAGUUGCGCGCACAGAUUCGGGUCCUGAUAGAGCACUAGGACCCGUAUCUGGAGGAUCUAGUACAGCAACAACAGAGGCGCGUUCGACCCGGCAACCUCCGGCUAGACACGCUUUUGAAGGAUCAGCAUCUCGUCAAAAGUCUAGAGGCGGCGCGAAAGGCAAUUCACAGACCGCCUACUCGAUGCCUGCCGAGAGUAACUGGUAUGCAUCGACCGAUGCCUCUUCCGGAUACGCAUUUCCGGAUCCAGCUAGUUUUUUUCAGCCUUUCCCACCAUGUGGCCCUGCAUUCGCAUCUCCAGGCGUCCCUUUCGUUCCGUGUAACAUGCCGUGGGCCGCUGCUGUGGAGUUAUCGGGAGGCUACUGGUCGUAUCCACCCGGCGUAUGGAGUGGUUCCGCAAUGUCAUGCGCCGGCGAUCAGUUCGGAGCGUAUGGGUGUGCCGCACCGUUGCUACGACCAUCUGUAGGUCCUACUGAAGGACAUAACCAGUCUGCUUCUGGGUGCCAGCCUGUUGCUCCUUGGAGCCAGCCUGUCGCUGCAGAUGCCUCUGGCUCCGGUGUAAAUGAGUCGAGAUCACAGAGAAGCACCGUCGAUGCUGGAGCAGCAGAGACUGGACAGGGGAUGUUGCUUAGUGGGCCGCCGCCGCGAAAACGCGAGGAGUACAAGAAGGAGCUGCUCGAAUCCAUUGAAGUCAUCAAAGGCAUACUCAAAGAAUUAACCGAGGACUCGUAUUAAAGAAAGUAACUUACUAGAUAAAACACAUUUAUUUAGAAGUCGUAAUGUAUGUUUCACAAAUUCGUGAACGAAACUGUACUGUUUUUAAUUGUGUCCAGAAAAUAGGCCCAUGAGAAGUUUUUUCUCAGAAACGUCGUGGCUUUUGCAGCAUACAUAGAAAGAUAUCUCUACGAUCGUCCGCGCAGUCGCAUCCAUAUGCGCAUCACCCAUGUGUCUUCACGUAAUGGUAAAUGUUUCUCAUGCGCGCGUUGUGGUGGAAUCCACUAAUAUUUUCUUGUGGUGGGGAAUCAAUAUCAAAUUUGCGUACUGAUUAAUCCUUCUAUUUUCCGUUAGCGACUUUCGACGUCGAGUCUUUGAUUAUUUCCGAUCAACCUAAAGUAAUACUUAUUAAACUCUAUAGAGAUUUUCUGCACACGGCGGGAAAAGGGAAGUUUAAUGAAUUGCAUACUCUAACGCCAACAAAAUUUGAAUUUUUUCAAAGAAGGUCAAUAGUCAAGAAUGUUUUUUAGUUCCUAAAAUCUCCCAAUGAUGUCCGUUGAGCACGUCGUCGGACGUGUACUUAUUCUAUUUGGUAGUUUUAUUUGUAGAAGAUGCUUCUGGGAGAGCAAACGAAAGAGAAGGGUUAAGAAGAGCAUGAUGAUGCAAGCUUUGAAAAAAGUGGCUACUUUUAUAUAGGCGCUUUUGAUUACAAACACAUCUGAAGACAUAUGUAAUUAACCUCCGCCCAUAAUAGGACGAUAGUGCUUUCCCCCUUAGUUUCACUUAGAGGCGUGCGGCAAAUCUUGACUGGCUUUCACCAUUUAGGUGAAGGUUUAGAUCCCGCGACGCUCAAAGCACUAAGUAAAACAGCCGGUUAGUUUUCACCUCUAAAAGUAAAGUCUAAGUUUAUCCCGUGCAGCAAUCUAUUUGGUAGUUUUAUUUGUACUUGAGAAGCGCUGGUGAGAACCGAGUUUUGUUUAUUUCGAAAUAUGGUCUGACAAAGUGAGAAUAUAGCAUCAUGUAUUGUGAAAGGCCUUCGGUGCGUCUGAUCGAAGGCAUGUUUCUGGUGACCGUUGAAAGUUUUUGCUGAGUAAUUUCGCGGAACGCGUUCAUGGCCGAAAGAUAUUCUCGCAGGGAGGUAAGACAACAUAGAUUUUGUUUAUCAUACCCAACUUGUGGUCGGCGCCCUGUGGAGGCAAACUGAUUGAUCUUGAUCAACUUACUAGCCUCUGGUCUUUUGCUAUGGAUGAUCUUUUGCGGGCUAGGUCAGCAGGAGCGCAAUCGUGCUUGCACAGUCCAGAGCUGGCCCUGGGUCUGUCUGUUCCUCCGUUAUCCAGCGCCGCCGCUCGUUAGACGGCCGAGCAUACAUUUAGUUACUUGAUCAACUUACGCUUUGCAACGGGCCACCGACACCGCGCCCGAUUUUCGGUUUCUAAAUGAGCCUGAUCGUGUUGAGUUUCAUUCAUGAGGG
This is a messenger RNA of Amoebophrya sp. A25, 3108 nucleotides long. The record is from the annotation of a GenBank genome assembly. NCBI's taxonomy places the organism in Eukaryota, Dinophyceae, Syndiniales, Amoebophryaceae.